Messenger RNA from Triplophysa dalaica, 3113 nucleotides. It is a transcript of the gene hycc1, whose product is annotated as hyccin PI4KA lipid kinase complex subunit 1. Lineage: Eukaryota; Metazoa; Chordata; Actinopteri; Cypriniformes; Nemacheilidae. Gene Ontology annotation, biological process: phosphatidylinositol phosphate biosynthetic process; protein localization to plasma membrane. The coding region runs from base 321 to 1904 and encodes 527 amino acids. Gene Ontology annotation, cellular component: plasma membrane. The transcript has 12 exons. The record is from RefSeq and is a predicted model, not a curated record.
CGAUCAGAAAUUCUAACUCGCUACAUGUUAGACUGAAGUGUGUGAAAGUAUUGUUGAAGGUCUUGCGCGUGCACUGCAACAUUUAAGCGCAUUUAUGGACUAAUGGACAGACAAAUGAGACGAACAAAGCAGAUCCUAAGCAAAAACAAUGAUAAUGAGGUUUGAGCAGCACAGACUGUUGCGUGUCACAGUUCUGUGAAGAAACAGUCAGACUUAUGGGAGAUUUGCUUGGGGAUCGGAGGGAUUGCAUGAAGAACGAUUGAGAGAACAGAAGACUGAUGACAGUAAGGUUAAAAUCUCUUUGUACCCGAUGAAGGAAGAUGUUGGGCAUGGAUCAGGGUGUAGUGGAGGAGUGGCUGUCGGAGUUUAAGACUCUUCCAGAAUCAUCGGUCUCCAGCUAUGCAACCUCUCUGAAGGAGAAAGGAUCUCUGGUUCCAGCGAUCUACAAGGUUAUACGGGAAAAUUACAGCGAUUUAUUGGAGCCUGUGUGUCAUCAGCUCUUCGAGUUUUACCGCAGCGGCGAGUCGCGUCUUCAGCGUUUUACGCUGCAGUUUCUCCCGGAGCUGGUUUGGAGUUACCUGUCCGUGAGUGCCGGGAGAGACCCUCACUGCAGCGGGUGUAUAGAAGCUCUUCUGCUCGGCAUCUAUAACCUGGAAAUCGUUGAUAAAGAUGGGCAGAGUAAAGUGCUGUCGUUUGCCAUCCCCUCCUUAUCUAAACCAUCGUUGUACCAUGAGCCAUCUUCCUUCGGCUCUCUGGCCCUGACGGAAGGAGCCUUAGCCAAUCACGGCUUGAGUCGAGUGGUUUACAGCGGUCCCCACCUCCAGAGAGAGACGUUUACAGCGCAGAACAGGUUCGAUGUCCUGACGUUUUUGAUGUUGUGUUAUAACGCUGCUCUGAGCUACAUGAGCACUUCAUCUCUUCAAUCUCUCUGUCAGCUCAGCUCCAGGGUCUCCAUCUGUGGGUAUCCACGGCAACAGAUGCGGCGGUAUAAAGGCAUCAGUUCUCGUCUGAUGGUGACGUCUGAGUUCCUGGUGCAGCUGAUCACAGGCAUUCAUUUCGCUUUGUGCAGCGGAGAUGUGGACCUGGCGUCUAAUGCCCUGGAAGAUGUUCUGUACCGGGCACAACUGGAUCUCUUCCCAGAAGCUCUGCUGGUGGGAAACGCCAUCAAGUCUUCUCUUCACGGUGCUUCUCUCAAGUCUAAUAAAGAAGGAAUUCGAUCCAUCCAGGUGGAAAUCACACCAACGGCCUCUCGGAUCUCACGGAACGCCGUCACCAGCCUGUCCAUCCGAGGGCAUCGCUGGAAACGUCACGACGCAGUGGAUUUGGGUUCCCCGGAUGAGCUGACGGGGAUCGCGGAGGUGGAUGAGGGCAUUUGUACACAGGCGUCCGGCGGGCGGAGCAGCCCACCGACGAUAGUCGUCAGCAACAGCGCCGGUACUGUAGCGACGGCUAGCGGCGGAGCUGGAAAGCUGGCUGGAAAAGGUCUGCGACGCCUGACGGGCAGAUCCAGCAAAGAGAAGGACAAGGAGAAAGACAAGGAGUCCGCCACGAGCCUGGAUCCUCUCUCUCGUAAGCAGGCCGCCGUACGGGCGAUGAGCGAGAACCUCGAGCUCCUGUCACUCAAGCGACUGACGCUGACGGCUAGCCAAUCGGUGCCCAAGAGCGGCUCGCUCAGCCUGUCCCGCACCGCCAGUGCCGUCUUCUCGCGCUCUUUCGAGCAGGUCAGUAACGCGCUGGGCGUCACCGCCGGCAACCAGCCGUCCAGCCGUGCUCAGAGUCCCAUCUUGAACCAUGUCUCAGAGGGCCUCCUCCGAGAAGAGGGCAUGACCUAUUCAGAACACCUGAGCCCCGCCCAUCGGCAGCGCUCGCCCACCAUUAGCAACCAUGUGACCUCUGACCUGUGACCUCUCAGCCCUGCCCCAUAAGCUGUGUUCCACUCUACAAAGGACAGAUCGUACUUGUUUCCACACUAGAUAUGAAAGGCCACUGUCGUCCCAGAAAUGCGACUAAAGGGGAAAAUCCUGAACUUGGCACUUCUGCCCCUUUGUGGCACAAAACUACAGCACCUUAAAAUGAAAUCGUUUUUUUCCUACGGUUUUGUCAGUUGUGUAUAAUUCCCAAAGUGAUGUAUUUUUGAAGUGUUUUUAUCAUGUCCUUCAAAGCGUCCAUGAAGUCAACAUGUUGUCUCUGUCGGUACGAAAGUUUACAUGUGUGUGAAUGUUUGAAAAUGAGCUGUACUGUGGAUUUUUAAAGCUGUAUCUAUGUGUGUUUGGGAAGUUGCAUGCUUGGGAAAUGAUUUACAAACGAUGAUCAAAUGCUCCUUUUAAGACAUAUUAAAUGUGGUAAAAUGAGUGUGUGUGUGUGUGUGUAUUUGUGUGUUUGCAGCUCAAACAUUCUCAAAUUGUAGAAUGGAAACCCUUCAUUUCCCAGCAUUCACUGGGAUUGAAGUAAAGCCAUCACUUCACAUUGUUUCUGUGAAAACGCAAUCAGACAAGCCGAACUGAAAAUCAGGAUGAGCUAGAUUCUAAAUAAAAGUAGAUGUGAUUGUUUGUUGUUAUUCAUUCUGUAUCUCAAAAGCAAUAUAAUUUGAUUUGCAGCAUGUAAGAAUUCCUGAGGCCAUACUAGAUGUUUUAUUGACACAUUAGAGAGAUGGUCGGUAAUUGUGUUUUCCAAUAUUUGAUAACCGGUAUUAAACUAGUUAACCAGAUGCUCAUGUGUCAAACUGAUGUCAUGCUUCACAAAAAAGCACAACAUAGAUGAGAGACCCAUUAAACAGUGUGAUGAUACGACUGUAAUCCUUCCUUACAAUGAAGAGUUCGGAGUCAUUUGACUUGGAUUGAUUUUGCCAUCUUGUAUUAGUACAGCGUUCUUAAACAGCACUGUCUAUUGUUUUAUUCCUUGUUUUUGGAAAAAUGCAUAUUCUUGUUUUUGUCGCAGCGGUUUGUGCUUAUAUUUGAAGUGGAACAACAAAAAUUGUGGUUUGUCUGUAUUCAGAUUAUUUUUGAAAUGUGAACAUUUUAUCGUGAAUUGUAAAUAUUAUUGUACUUUUUGCCUUUCUUCAGAAAAUAACAUGGUUACAGUCUGAGAAAAUAAAGAUUUCUAUUUCAAGAUGC